Messenger RNA from Odobenus rosmarus divergens (Pacific walrus), 990 nucleotides. RefSeq names its product trace amine associated receptor 2. Gene Ontology annotation, biological process: G protein-coupled receptor signaling pathway. Gene Ontology annotation, cellular component: membrane. The record is from RefSeq and is a predicted model, not a curated record. NCBI's taxonomy places the organism in Eukaryota, Metazoa, Chordata, Mammalia, Carnivora, Odobenidae. Gene Ontology annotation, molecular function: trace-amine receptor activity.
AUGGCGUCUUCUGCAGUACAACAGGAAAUACUGGAUUGCUCUGGACAUGGAAAUGGAUCUUGCCCAGAAAAUCAAAGGCCACUGGGUGUCCGAGCAGGAGCCAUAUUCAUCACGGUGCUUGGCAAUCUUGCCAUGAUCAUUUCCAUUUCCUACUUCAAGCAGCUUCACACACCAACCAACUUCCUCAUCCUCUCCAUGGCAGUCACUUAUUUCCUCCUGGGGCUCACCAUCAUGCCCUACAGUAUGGUCAGAUCCGUGGAGACUUGCUGGUAUUUCGGGCUUACAUUUUGCAAGAUUCAUUAUAGUUUUGAUCUGAUGCUUAGCAUAACGUCCAUUUUCCAUCUUUGCUCAGUGGCCAUUGAUAGAUUUUAUGCUGACCCUUUACGUUAUUCCACGAAAAUAACGAUUCCCCUCAUUAAGCGAUUGCUACUUCUCUGCUGGUUGGUCCCUGGAGCAUUUGCUUUUGGGGUCGUCUUCUCAGAGGCCUACGCUGAUGGGAUAGGAGGCUAUGAUAUCUUGGUGGCUUGUUCCAGUUCCUGUCCAAUGAUGUUCAACAAGCUAUGGGGGACCACCUUGUUUAUGGCAGGUUUCUUCACUCCAGGGUCUGUGAUGGGGAUUUAUGGCAAGAUUUUUGCGGUAUCGAGAAAACAUUCUUGUGCAAUCAAUAACUUGCCAGAAAAUCAAAAUAAUCAAAUGAGGAAAGACAAAAAAGCAGCCAAAACUUUAGGAAUAGUGAUGGGUGUUUUCUUAUUAUGUUGGUUUCCCUGUUUCUUCACAAUUUUAUUGGAUCCCUUUUUGGACUUCUCUACUCCUUUGGUUUGGUUUGAUGCUUUGAUAUGGUUUGGUUAUUUUAACUCCACAUGUAAUGCCUUAAUAUAUGGUUUCUUCUAUCCUUGGUUUCACAGAGCGCUGAAGUACAUUUUACUAGGUAAAAUUUUCAGCUCACAUUUCCAUAAUACUAAUUUGUUUACUCAAAAAGAAACUGAAUAG